AUACUCCGAUUCCCGAUGAACAUCGGCCUCAGAAGUCGUUCUCAUCGUCGGCUAUGUCCUGAGAUGGCAAUGCUGAGUGGACUGAGUGACUUGUUGGCGUGAGAAGGAUAAGUAAUCCCUUGUAGCAUCUGGCUCUUCGGGUGCAAACCGGGCUCUGUCAGCUUUAGUUGAAGGUAUAAAAGGGGCUCAACGUUCUUGCUCACACCAGCCACCACUCUGCCUUAUCCCCCACCACCUAUCUUUCAUCAUGGUCCUGCAGCACGUUCUUGCCUUCAACCUGAUCCCAAGUCUGUCGGAGGCGGACAGCAAGGCCGUCUUCGAUGGCAUAUUCAACUUGAAGCCGACAUGCGUGAAGCCCGAUGGAAAGACGUACAUCCGCUCCAUCAAAGGGGGCAAGCAGAACAGCAAGGAGGGAGCGGACAAGGGGAUAAAGUGGGUCUUCAUAGUCGAGUUCGAGAACGAGGAGGACCGCGACUAUUAUGUCGAGACGGAUCCGGUCCACGCCGCGCUGGCAAAAACCCUCAUCUCGCAGGUCGCGGAUAUCGCCGUGCUAGACUUCACGGAGGGUGUGUUCUGAUAGGCAGAAUCAAUGGAAGUCAUGAAUGUACCACACAGUGUUCAUGGAAAUGCCUAAGGCGUGUUCAACUGACAGGGAAAAGACCAAGUGUUGAAAGGAUCUUAGACUCGAACCAGUCCCGCUCGCGGAAGGCGAAAGGCAAACGAAAGGCAGGCGGAGGCGGCGGAAGCCACCUACGGUGUCCGGGCCCGGAAGCCGAAGAUA
Schizophyllum commune H4-8 is the source of this 781-nucleotide messenger RNA. RefSeq lists its product as uncharacterized. The transcript has 4 exons. The record is from RefSeq and is a predicted model, not a curated record. NCBI's taxonomy places the organism in Eukaryota, Fungi, Basidiomycota, Agaricomycetes, Agaricales, Schizophyllaceae. Bases 248 to 577 code for a protein of 109 amino acids.